Messenger RNA from Nothobranchius furzeri (turquoise killifish), 3391 nucleotides. Its product is annotated as trypsin. Gene Ontology annotation, biological process: proteolysis. The record is from RefSeq and is a predicted model, not a curated record. NCBI's taxonomy places the organism in Eukaryota, Metazoa, Chordata, Actinopteri, Cyprinodontiformes, Nothobranchiidae. Gene Ontology annotation, molecular function: serine-type endopeptidase activity.
AUUUCUUUUAGGUGGAAAACAGUCAUUUCCUUCCGUUACACUGUGGUGUAAAGUGCUUUUGACUGAGAAAAGUGCUGUGCAAGUGCAGGUCAUUUAUCAUAUAUUUGUUAUUUUAAAUAUCAUUUUGGGGGAUGGAACAUCUUGGUAUUCCUCAUCAGGAGCUAGAGAGGGAGUCUAAGCUUUACUUCUGGACGUCUGUGACCUGAUCCUGGAUAAACAGUGGAAGACUGAUUAUGGAGGAAGUUUGUAAUUUUUUAAUAUACAUUUUUGGAACUUUUUUGAGAAGUAAAAUCUCUAAAAAUGAAAUGAUGUGAAAGGUAGUUCACUGAGAUGUUUGAACCUUUAUGUGCUGUUAAUCUUUUCAUUUUGUGGCCAAGGAGAUUGAGAGUCACUGAUAGCGACACAUAGACUGAGGAGGAGCUAGAACCGAGGUAAGGGAUGAGUGACAGCCCAACUGCAGCCAUCAGCACAAGUGAGGACCAUUAUCCAGCUGAGGCCAAGAUAUCCACAGAGCUAUGAUGAAACUUUCUCCAGUUUUAGUUACACCGGGCUGCUGAAGUGAGUCCUUGAUACAAACGCUUUCACUGCUGAGACCUUGAUCAAUUCUUUCCAGUGAAGUCAAUGAGAGGAGACCACACAGUAAUGACAGUCAUCAGCUUGUUUUACUAAUUUUGAUAUCAGACCAUUUGUUCCAUUUUUGGAGCUCCAUUCACUCAGGGAUAGACUGCCAAAUGCUGGAUAGGCCUGUCAUGGCACCAGCAUGGGGCAGCGACACAUAAAACCCAACAUCCAUCCAUGACUUUCAGGCUCCAGACAUCACAGUAAACUCAGCAUAUCCUUUAAUAUUCCAUGUGACAAUAAACAGAUCCAGUAUUUAAUCUGGGGAUCGCAUAAAAAAUGGACACAAAUAGGCAGCUUGGUAGGUCAAUGAAAAGUGGAGACGACAAGGGUUUCGUGCUCAGGACGCUUCAAUUAUAAAUUGACCCGAGACAAGGAUGUAGCCAUGGAAACCAAAACUGUAAGUAACCUGAGAGUGCAGGUGAGAUGCCGUCCUCUUAGGGCUGAAUGCUCAGCACACAGGUUAAGACUCUCACUGUGGGGACGCUACUCAUCCUUUUUUCUCACCAUGUACCUGUUGUCUUUCUUGUCGUUUAUCCUGCUGGAAGUCCUGGCCGUUCGCUGUCAGCUGGAAAGUCCACGUAUAGUGGGAGGCUAUACUCCAGUUCCAUACUCCAUCAAGUACAUUGUGUCCUUGCAGACGUUGUACCACCAACACUUCUGUGGAGGCUUCUUGAUAAAUAAAUUCUGGGUAAUGACAGCAGCACAUUGUAACAUUGGGGUGGACAAAAUGAUCGUGGUGGCAGGAGACUUCUCCUUGACUGUGUAUGAGGGCACAGAGCAGCAAGUUUUCCCCCAAGUAUUGGUACCACACCCCAACUACAACAGCAUCACGUAUGACAGUGAUAUCAUGCUCAUCAAGCUAAGGGCCCCCAUUGAGCUGAACAGCUACGUGUCCGUCGUCCUGCUGCCCAGGCAGGAUGCUGCCAUUGCAGAGGGCACAAUGUGUCGAGUGUCAGGAUGGGGAUACACCACCCCCACCGGGACGCAGAUUCCAGCCUCACUUCAAACUCUGAAGCUUCCCAUCGUCUCCACAGAAACAUGUAACAGCAGCCAGUCGUUCAACGGCAGCGUCACAAAUAACAUGCUGUGUGCUGGUUACGAGCUUGGUGGAAAGGACGCCUGUCAAGGAGACUCAGGUGGCCCGCUUGUGUGUGCUGGCCGGGCCUAUGGAGUGGUGUCAUGGGGAAGAGGUUGUGCUCAAGCAAAUUUUCCUGGAGUCUACACCUCCGUGUCCAAAUUCCGCAGGUGGAUAGACAAUACCAUAUUCAGCUUCUACAGCAGAUGUAAAACCAAUUAGAGCUCAGUGUUAACUCAGUGGUGACUUUCCUGUUUCAUUGGUGCCUUCUUUGUUCUCAUGUCAUGUUCAUAGUACUGUGGGCAUAUUUGAGUUCAGGGAUAGUUACACAUUUUUGGAAUAUAGUUCUGUUAACUGUUUGUAUGUUUUGACGAAGGCUAGGGAAGAAGACCGAUGUCUGCGUCUCGAGCAAACACUUUUAAUACGUUGGCAAUUUGCCAGUUAGAAUAAGUAAAACUGCACUCUGAUACACACAUGGAAUAUUACGAUGACCAAAACAUUCAUAUCUGCCUUAGACAGGGCAGAUGCGCUCCCCACAGAAACAACAGCGUCAUAAUGAAAUGCAGGAUUGGGGCAAUGCAGUCGGGUGGCAAUAUGGUUAAAAGUAUACCAGAGUAACCAUAAAAGGCCCAGUAUUAUAGUAGUCAACCAAUAAAAAACAAAGCAGCAACUUUAUUAGGUACUCAGCUAAUUGAGCAUGCUCAAAAUAACACUGUCAGGGUUGAUUUAAACACUUUUAAAGUGUCAAUAUGGGUCCACACCAGUUGAUUUAACUUUUUUGGAGAGUUGGUGUUUAAACCCUGAUUUAAUGUUAAAAAUAAGCUCUUAUGGAGUUGACAAUUUAACGCCGGUGUUAAAGGUAAAAUAGUAACUCUAACACCCCAUUCUGCCUUCAGAACUGCCUCAGUUCCCUAACGUUUUAGACUCAACAUUCCUCAGAGGUUCUAGUCCAUACUGACAUGACAGCAUCAGCUCCAUCCAUGAUGAGAACCUCUCAUUCCACCACAUCCCAAAGGUUCUGGACUGGACUGAGAUCUGGUGACUAUGGAGGCCAUUGCGGUCCUGUGAACUCAUGGUCAUGUUCUAGAAACCAGUUCGAGAUGAUCUGAGCUUUGUGACAUGGUGACAUGACCCUGCAGGAUGUAGCCAUCAGAAGAUUAGCCCAUGUGGUCAUAAAGGGAUGGACAUGGUCGGCAACAAUUCUAAUGGUGCUUACACAUUAACGUCUGCAUGGUCGGGGUUUGGUGGGGCUGGAUGGCGUGAGUUCAGUCUCGAACGGGUGGUGUAGUGUUCACAUACAAAUCCGAGGGACUUCUCAAGAAUGUGGAAAUCCCUGAGCCUGUGGGCGGCGCUUAAUACCCGCGGGAAAGUCCGCUCCAUAAGGUAAACAAAAGGCGGACAUAAGCUGUGUUGCUUUUGGAGACUCUGAACCACAUUAUUGGGCUGCAUGGUGGUGCAGUUGUUAGCACUGUUGCCUCGCAGCACGAAGGUUGCAGGUUCUAAACUCGGCUGCGGCCUUUCUGCAUGGAGCUGCGUGUUCUCCCCAUGCAUGCGUGGGUUUCCUCCGGGUACUCCGGUUUCCCCCACAGAUCACAACAUGCCCUGUAGGUUGUAAAUUGUAAGUCGCUUUGGAUAAAAGCGUCUGCCAAAUAAAUAAACAUAAACAUUAUUGUAUUAUCCUAUAAUAAAAUAAUA